UUAUGUGCGCGCUUCACCCAGCUUGUCUGUGUGUGUGUUUUGUGAGUGUGAGGAGUUGAGCACACGCAACCGGGACCGUGGAAAUGUCUCGAGUUUACAUCGGCAGAUUGAGCUACCGCGCGAGGGAAAAAGAUGUCGAGAAGUUCUUUAAGGGUUACGGGAAGAUAUUGGAAGUCGACCUAAAAAACGGGUACGGGUUUGUUGAGUUCGAUGACCCUCGAGAUGCAGACGAUGCGGUUUAUGACCUGAACGGAAAAGACUUGUGUGGUGAGAGAGUCAUUGUGGAGCACACAAAAGGACCGCGCCGGGACGGGAGCUACGGUUCGGGAAGGAGCGGCGGGUUCGCGCGCGGCGGGAGGGACCGCUACGGGCCGCCGGUGCGCACCGAGUACCGGCUCAUUGUGGAGAACCUCUCCAGCCGCUGCAGCUGGCAGGACCUGAAGGACUACAUGCGCCAGGCGGGCGAGGUGACGUACGCCGACACCAACAAAGGGCGGAAGAACGAGGGGGUGAUCGAGUUCCGGCUGUACUCGGACAUGAAGAGGGCCCUGGAGAAGCUCAACGGCACCGAGGUCAACGGGCGCAAGAUCCGCCUCAUCGAGGACCGGCCCGGGUCCCGCCGCCGCCGGUCCUACUCCCGCAGCCGCAGCAGGUCCAGGUCCCGGUCCAGGAGCAGGCGCUCCAGGAAGAGCCGCAGCCGCAGUGAGAGCAGCAACAGCAGCCGCUCACGCUCCAGGAUGGCGUCUCGCUCCCGCAGCCGGAGCCGCGACCGCAAGAAGGCGCGCGGCCGGCGGGAGGGGGAGGACCGGAGCAACGGGGCGCGGCGCAGCCGGAGCAGGAGCCGGGGCGGCGGCGGCGGGCGGGCCGGGCGCAGCCGCAGCCGGAGCCGCAGCCGCAGCCCCAAGAGCAAGAGGAACAAGCGGGACCCCAAGAAGGGCCACAAGGACGAGUCCGGGUCCCGCUCCCGGUCCCGCUCCCGCUCCCGAUCCCGCUCGGACAACAAGGACCGCGGCAGGAAGUCCGGCUCCAAGACCCGCGAGGCCAAGAGCGACCGCGAGGAGGAGGAGGGCAGCGCCGGCGGGGCCGAGCGGGGCUCCCGCUCCCGGUCCCCGUCCCCGCCCAAGCCCCGGCUCAAGUCCAAGUCCAAAUCCAAGUCCAAGUCUAAAUCCAAAUCCAAGUCUAAAUCCAAGUCCCCCUCGCCCCCCAAAGCCAGGUCCCGCUCUCCCUCCGCCUCGCGGUCCGAGUCCCGCUCCAAGUCCCGGUCCCACUCGCGGUCUCGCUCCCGGUCCCGGUCCCGGUCCCAGUCCUGAGGUGGACCGUCACCCCCCCUCCGAAAAACCCCCCGCCCCCUCUCUCCGACCCCCCACCCCCACAUUUGUCCAGUUAUUUUUUUUGUUUCGUUUUUUUUUUUUCCUUUUUUGAUAAAUAGUUGUAGGAUGACUGGGCACUCCUGCUCGACGUGUCUAUCACAUUAUAUAUAUGCUUCCCUUUCUUUCAUUAUGACUAUUAUAAUACAUCCUUACACGAUAGUGCUGUCUCUUAUUGGAGGUGUUUGUAAAAUAUUAAGUAUGUGAGUUUAGUCUGAGAAAAGGGCAUUGCUCAGAUAGAUUUUUAUAAGUUUAAAAGUGUCUGAAUACCGUAAUAGGUGUCUUAACCUUUGUAUUGCAUACUUUGAAAAGCAUACCGUGUUGACAGAGCUGUGUGGGGUGGGAUUAAUGUGAUUUUAUUCUGUUGCAUCCUUCAACUUUGUGGGAAGUCCUUUUACCAGUUAAAAAAUAAAAAAAAACUUGCCUGA
This is a messenger RNA of Anguilla rostrata (American eel), 1795 nucleotides long. RefSeq names its product serine and arginine rich splicing factor 4 (gene srsf4). Gene Ontology annotation, cellular component: cytoplasm; nucleus. NCBI's taxonomy places the organism in Eukaryota, Metazoa, Chordata, Actinopteri, Anguilliformes, Anguillidae. The coding region runs from base 84 to 1310 and encodes 408 amino acids. The transcript is spliced from 6 exons. The record is from RefSeq and is a predicted model, not a curated record. Gene Ontology annotation, molecular function: mRNA binding.